AUGAACAGUAUUCAACCUCAAAAGUCCAUGAAACAGUACAAAUUAGAGGAGAGCAAGAACGGAUCUCCAAAUGAUCAGAGGAGGGAUCAGAUCUCUGGACAGUUUCUAAACAACAACAACAUAACCACAAUUGAGGAUAAAGCGUUCAAUGAUUUGACAAAAUUAGAGAAACUAGAGCUGCAUGAGAACAAGAUAGCGACUAUAAGGAACACCACAUUUGUUGGUUUGACAAACUUAAACCAAUUGAAUAUUCUUAAUAAUCCUUUUGACUGCGAUUGCAAGUUGCAAGGCCUUAUUGAUUUCGUCAAAUCUGGAAGUGUCACUUUAGCCGGAAAUCCACGGUGCCUCACUCCUGAGAACUUAAAGGGAACUCCAUUAGUCAGUCUAUCAGCAGCAAACUUGACCUGUCCUGACAUAACCACUAUGCCCACAACGAUCCAUGAAACAGAAAGCGAAACAAUAGACGCCACAACGGAAUUCAUGAAAACAACUUAUGAAACCAUGCCCAAUUGCUCACCUUUACAAAAAGGGAACAGUUUGGUUGUAACGCAUUUGUAUCUAUGUUUGUUUGUUAAAACCAUGAUUGAGCUCUAGUAUAUAUAUGUAAUGCGUGAAGUAAGAGUUCAAGCUCUGGCGACUUGAAAUGACAUGCUAUGGAGUAUCGAAUAAGUUGCCAAGAGACGUAAAAUAUAAAUAUACAGAUGGCAGUAAUAUUGUAGUACGUCUGUACAUGCAUACGCCUAUAAAUAUUGAAAGUUGAUAUACAGGUAAGUUAGUAAGGUAUAUGUAUUUAUGCAUAUAAACUAAUUAAAACACAUAAAUGCUUGACCGGAUAUACAUGUACAAAGAAGACUAAAAUUUAUUGUCUAAAAAACUUAAUUGGUAGCCACAAAUUGUUAUAUAGCC
This is a messenger RNA of Saccostrea cuccullata (small rock oyster), 906 nucleotides long. Its product is annotated as slit homolog 1 protein-like. The transcript is spliced from 5 exons. The coding region runs from base 1 to 594 and encodes 197 amino acids. The record is from RefSeq and is a predicted model, not a curated record. Gene Ontology annotation, molecular function: protein binding. Gene Ontology annotation, cellular component: plasma membrane. Lineage: Eukaryota; Metazoa; Mollusca; Bivalvia; Ostreida; Ostreidae.